This is a messenger RNA of Salvelinus namaycush (lake trout), 2868 nucleotides long. RefSeq names its product glucagon-like peptide 2 receptor. Gene Ontology annotation, molecular function: glucagon receptor activity; peptide hormone binding. The transcript has 15 exons. Gene Ontology annotation, biological process: cell surface receptor signaling pathway; adenylate cyclase-modulating G protein-coupled receptor signaling pathway. The record is from RefSeq and is a predicted model, not a curated record. The coding region runs from base 1 to 2010 and encodes 669 amino acids. Gene Ontology annotation, cellular component: plasma membrane. Lineage: Eukaryota; Metazoa; Chordata; Actinopteri; Salmoniformes; Salmonidae.
AUGCUGGCGUCCGAGCUAGGCAUCCCCACUCAGCCCCUCUCCAUUCCCAUGGACAUUAGUGCGCUGGAUGGGCGCUCUAUAGACCAGGUCACCCACAAUACCACCCCCAUCAACCUACUUGCCCUGGACCUCUUUGCCAUUCCCGUGGAGUACCAGGACCUCCGGGAGGUGUUCAGUAAAGCCCAGGCCACUUUUCUUCAACCACACCGACCCUGUGACUGCGGGAUCAACCUUCUCCCAGGCACCACUCCACCACGGGGACGACUGUACUCUGUUCUCCAACGCCUUCUGGAGAACCAGCUUUUUGUGAAAGCAAAGAAGUGGGAAUUCCAUCACUCCUACAUCCCCUUCCUGGGUUACAUCAUCGCUGCAGGGAGUGUACAGAUGGAUCCCGGGAAGCCCCAGCUCUUCCCGGAGCAAGAGGAAGAGAUCGGCGUACCCUCGGCCCAGAUGUUUGUCCGCUGCUGUCGUUGUACCUGGAAGAGAGCCCGGUUGGCUCUUCUCAACACCACCUCCAGGUAUCGACAACAAGCGGACCGCCACCGGACCCCGGGCUCCCCGGUAUCAUCUCGGGCAUAUGGAAUCUACUGUAACGGGAUGGUUGACGUGUUUGUGUGCUGGCCCCACUCAGCUCCCGGUAACGUGUCAGUGCCCUGUCCUUCCUACCUUCCCUGGAUUACAACAGAUGACUCCAGGAGAGUGUACAUGGAGUGUCUGUCCAAUGGGUCCUGGCGACUCCAGGAGAAUUCUACGGAUGUCUGGCGGGAGAAGACAGAAUGUGAUGACCAAGACUUCUUUAAACCCGAGGAAGAUGAGUGGUUUCGCCAUGCAGCCCUGAGGGUCAUCUCCAUCGUUGGCUACUCUCUGUCCCUCUCCUCCCUCUCUCUGGCCACUCUGCUCAUGGGCAUUCUCAGGAAGCUCCACUGUACGAGGAACUACAUCCACAUGAAUCUGUUUGUGUCCUUCAUGUUGAGAGCCAUAGCCGUCUUCAUAAAGGAGAUCGUGUUACAUGUCAUGUACACCAAGCUACCCAGUGACGACCAAGGGUGGAACUCAUACUCCAACUCAGUGAUAACGGUGGUAUGUAAGGCCUCCCGGGUGUCCAUGGAGUAUUUUGUAGCCUGUAACUACUUCUGGCUCCUGGUAGAAGCAAUCUUCCUCCAGACCCUCCUCUUCACCGACGUCCUCACCAAGAGACGGCUGCUCAAGAGAUACAUGCUCAUUGGCUGGGGUACUCCAUUCGUGUUUGUGGUGCCAUGGGCAGUGAGCAAAGUUUUAUAUGAAAAUAAAGGGUGCUGGAACAAUGAGAAUAGAUGGAUCUGGUGGAUAAUAAGGGGACCCAUCACUUUAUCUGUGUUGGUCAUUUUCUACAUAUUCAUCAAAAUACUAAUGUUGCUGCUCUCAAAGUUAAAGGCAGACCAAGUGAAAUUCACAGACUACCGAUACAGCUUGGCCAGGGCUACGAUAGUCCUGAUCCCUCUACUGGGGAUCCACGAGGUAGUUUUCACAAUACUGAUAGACGAGAGUGUGGAGGGAAGCAGCCGCUAUGCCAGGAACUUCAUUAACCUCACCCUUAGCUCCUUCCAGGGAUUCUUGGUUUCUGUGCUGUACUGCUUUGCCAACGUAGAGGUCCAGACGGAGCUGAAAAAGCGAUGGCAGCUCUUCCUGUUCACAAACCACUUCCAGGUCAUGCCCUGCAUCGACUUCCGGGGCGAACCCCUCAAACAUCUGUGGAAGUGCUCUAGAGGCCGACGCCCCCAUGGCUCCCAGCAAAGCGAAUCAUACGAGGAGGGGGGUGGGCCUGCCACACACUCCCACUUGCUGCAGGUGGCCUUGCAGGGGCAAGGAGGGCGACGAGAGGUGGAAGGAGGGGAGGUGGCAGGGUGGCGAGAUAGGGAGAGAGACACGGGAGGAUUGGAGUUCCACACCAGGAAGAGCCUGUCAAGUAGCGAUGGAGAGAUGACGCUGGGAGAGACCAUGGAGGAGAUACUGGAGGAGAGCGAGUUCUGACCUCCUCCAUCUUGUGGACACUCCUUGUCAGGGUUGGUUAGGUUACCUGUCCAAAAUUGUAAUCAGUAAUGUAACUUUUGGAUUACCCAAACUCAGUAACAUAAUAUGAUUACUUUUAGUUACUUUUGGAUUACUUUCCCCAGAAGAGGCAUUAGAAGAAGACAAAAAGCAUCCAUCAAACACAUUUGGUGUGUCAUCAUAGUGGUCUCUGAUUUGUGGGCAGCCACACUCAGGUGGAACGAACUUAAACUUGCGCCUUUUUUCAAUGCUGAAUUGAUUGUCAUUGAGAAAACCGAAACAAACAUAGUUUCUGAAUUUAAAAGUAAUUCAAGAAGUAGUCAUCUAGUUUCUCAAAAGUAUCUGUAAUCUGAUUACAAUAUUUUAGCAUUUUUUUUGUAAUCAGUUACUCCCAAACCCUGCUACCUUCCUUUCUGGACUGUUAUGAACUGUUAAGGUGCCUUGUCUCCUGACAGAUGGGAAGAAUCUCAAUUGCAUACACCUUGCGUCUUCUCUCCUCGCCUCCUUCUCAAAACCCAUUUGAGGAGAAGGUCAAAGGGGAGAACCCUCGCUUUCUCGUCCAAUGGGGUUUGAGAAGGAGGCGAGGAGCGAGAACGCGAUACAAGUCCUUGCUUGGAUAGACAAUGAGAUUGGUGUUGUUGUAUCUUUGUACAGAUUAUUUGUAUGGUACCUUUGUGUAUCGUUUUGUUUACGUGUAUGUGAGUAAUGUUCCACUAUAAAAAAUAUGAGUUUUAUGAAAAAUCAUAAUACAUACACUGAGUGUACAAAACAUGCUCUUUCCAUGACAUGACCAGGUGAAUCCAGAUGAAAGCUAUGAUCCCUUAUUGAUGUCACUUGUUA